CCAAAGUUCACUCGAUUCAUCCAGUCGAUGGCGGCCCUGACCGAAAAGACGCGCAUGGGUCGUGAGGAGCUCGAGAAGAUGGUCGUGGUCACCAAGGAUCUCAAGGCCCAAUGCCAGGCGCAGGAAGCCGAAUUUGAGAGCCUGGAGGCGCAACAAAAGAAGGCCAAGGACGAGGUCAACGUCCUGAUGAGGCGAAUCGAGCUUCUGAUGGCCGAAAAGAUCAAGGUCGAGCAGCGGCUGGAGGAUCUGCGACUCGAGAACAACCGCCUGGAUGCAUUUCUGCAG
This is a messenger RNA of Polychytrium aggregatum, 285 nucleotides long. RefSeq lists its product as uncharacterized. Lineage: Eukaryota; Fungi; Chytridiomycota; Chytridiomycetes; Polychytriales. The annotation marks the transcript as partial. The transcript has a single exon. The record is from RefSeq and is a predicted model, not a curated record.